AUGAAGACGCCCAUUUCUGAAGAAGCUUCGCCAGCCGCAUCCAAUUCUACCACAGACGAUGCUGAUACAAAGCCCAAAAACGCCCUUCGCGGCUGGCGAUUCUGGGCUGUGUUCCCUGCCAUCUGUGUAACGUCUCUCCUGGCAGCUGUUGAAUCAACUGUAACUUCAACAGCGCUUCCAUUCAUCGUCCAUCAGCUCAACGCUGGUAGCGUCUAUGUCUGGUUUGUCAAUGUGUUUCUUCUCACCAGCACCGCGUUUUUACCGCUCUUCGGUCAGAUGUGUGAUCUCUUCGGCCGUCGAUGGAUGAUGAUUGGUGUAGUCUCCAUGUUUGCCCUUGGAAGUGGUAUAAGUGGUGGAGCUUCGAAUGCGGCUAUGCUGAUUGCCGGUCGCGCAGUUCAAGGAAUCGGUGGCGGAGGCAUCAAUCUCAUGAUUGAGCUCAUUAUUAGCGAUUUGGUGCCUCUUCGCCAGCGAGGUGCAUACAUGGGAGUUGUCUUUGCCAUAUUUUCGCUCGGUACUGCCCUCGGACCCUUUAUUGGCGGCGCCAUUGUCCAACGCACCUCGUGGCGAUGGGUUUUCUUCAUCAACUUACCUAUUGCUGGAGUAGCCCUGGUUCUUCAUGUCCUGUUUCUGCGAGUCAACUACGAUCGCCAAACAGCCAUUGCCAUAAAGCUCAAGAAAGUCGACUAUGUCGGCAAUGGAAUACUAAUCGUCAGCAUUGUGGCCGUCCUCGUUGCUUUAUCUUGGGGCGGCUCAAAGUAUGCUUGGUCGUCAUAUCAUAUCCUUGUUCCACUGUUGCUUGGAACUGUCGGCAUGGCCAUCUUCCACUGGUACGAGACCAUGCCGUGGGUCAAGAAUCCGACGCUUCCUCCACGAAUCUUCACUCGACGGACGCCAGCUGCUGCUCUGAUUAUUGCUUUCAUCAACUUCAUGCUGCUCUUUUGGGUCAUUUAUUUCCUUCCAAUUUAUUUCCAAGCAGUGCAGCGCAUGUCGCCCAUCAUCUCCGGUGUUGCAUUGCUUCCGACUGUUUUGCUUUCUGUUGUGACGGGUAUUGUUGCCGGUGUCAUCUUGACAAAGACUGGUCGAUACCGCCCGCUGCAUAUAGCCUCGUUUGCCUUGAUUACUUUAGGCUUUGGUCUUUUUACGCGCUUCAAUGCCUCUACGUCAAGGGCAGAGUGGAUUAUUGUGCAGUGUAUUCCCGCUAUUGGCUUGGGAACCAUGAUGACGGCCAACCUGCCCGCAGUUCAGGCGGACCUUCCAGAGUCGGAUACAGCUCUGGCUACGGGAGCCUUUGCGUUUAUGAGAGCAUAUGGUUCGAUCUGGGGGGUUUCGAUUCCCGCCGCCAUCUUCAAUGCCCAAUUCGACUCGCUCCUGUAUCUCAUUGACGAUGUCGGCAUUCGUGAGCAGCUCUCUCACGGCAAAGCGUACUCGUAUGCAAACGCGGAUCUCAUCAACAGCUUCCCAGAUGAUGGAAUUCAAGCCCAAGUCAUUGAUGUAUACACUCGCAGUCUCAGAUUGACAUGGUACGUCUCUCUCGGGUUUGCCGUGCUUGGAUUUCUCUUAUGCUUUGUUGAGAGGGAGAUUGAUCUACGACAAACUCUAGAAACCGAUUUCGGGCUUGAGGUAAACGAGGCGAAGAAUACAGGGAAAAAAAUCAGAUGA
This is a messenger RNA of Trichoderma gamsii, 1659 nucleotides long. RefSeq lists its product as hypothetical. The record is from RefSeq and is a predicted model, not a curated record. The transcript is spliced from 2 exons. Gene Ontology annotation, molecular function: transmembrane transporter activity. NCBI's taxonomy places the organism in Eukaryota, Fungi, Ascomycota, Sordariomycetes, Hypocreales, Hypocreaceae. Gene Ontology annotation, biological process: transmembrane transport. Bases 1 to 1659 code for a protein of 552 amino acids.